GGCGUCACAAAGUGCGACUUUCAACGUGUUCACAACGUUUUCAUCUACAAGUAGGUAUAGUCUAGCUAGUGGAGUGGCUACCUGGAUAACAACCCUUGUGCUUGGCUUUUUUUCCUGCAUGCCCCACUGCUAGGGAAGAAGAGGAAGUGGCACAGCUUCGAUCUGUUUUUCCUUCAGACGCUUUCGCCCCAGAAGCUUUGCUGUCGCCCAUUGGUCCAGAAGCUUGGGACGCAAAGCGUCAGCAGUUCGGCAAGCAUGGUUUGGAUGCCAACAUAUUUCCAGACUGCGCUGUGAACAAUGAGAACCACUUGGAGCGCACCACUGUCGCUGUCUUCAACCAACUGAAAAGCUCGCAUUUGGGUGUGGUAGUGACGGUCGGAGGGCUGUAUGGCCACCGUCACGGAGAAGGAGAAGAUGUGCUAGAUGAUCCUGCAAUUGAGCUGCUUUUGGAAAUGCAGCGACUACGCACUCCUGCGCUUCGCGCUUUGUGCUUGGGUUGUGAGGAAGAGCAGGUUGCCUCUCUCACUCGGGCUCGAAGCUUGCAGGAGGUAUUCCGACUUGAAGCACUGGAAGAAACAUCUUUGCGAUCGGCGCUGCCAGACAUCUCACUCCCAAAGGACUUUAUAGGUCCGAUCGAUUUGCUCCGUUUGGAUGCUUUGCCACAUGGAUCAUCCUGCCAAGUACUUCGCAGUCUUCUCUUGAAAGUCCAACCUCGACUCGUAGCGAUGUUUGUCUUCAGCCAGGUUCCACCUCCAUUUGAAUUUAUACCCCACAGCCAGAGCGUGGAAACGCCACCUGCUCUCAUGGCCUGUUCAUUGUCAGCUGCAAUGCAGGUCUUAGCCCCACACAACAUUUUUCUCAUCCACCUCACUGGCCCAUACGCUCUGUUUGUGCAUCGAGAAGAGUGGCACCAGGCGCUGCCGAUUGAUGAAAUGGACUGCUACCGGAAGUCGUCUGCAUGGGGUAUGCAGGACAUUCCCAUUGACUUCGUGCGAGAGUGGUUCUUUGAGGAUGUUGACAAGGUGCUGCCACGGAUAUGGAGUAAUAUCAGCAGCCUGUAUGUGAGUGGCCAGGGCAUGUUCACCUUAGGACUGCAGGCGAAAUGCAACAGUUCUAUGAUUCAUAAUGAUCUUUGCAAAAGUUACUUUUGGCGUCACAAACCUCCUUAA
Durusdinium trenchii is the source of this 1169-nucleotide messenger RNA. Lineage: Eukaryota; Dinophyceae; Suessiales; Symbiodiniaceae. The record is from the annotation of a GenBank genome assembly.